Molecule: messenger RNA, 2541 nt
Organism: Rhizoctonia solani
Lineage: Eukaryota; Fungi; Basidiomycota; Agaricomycetes; Cantharellales; Ceratobasidiaceae
Product: Retrotransposable element Tf2 protein
Exons: 3
Coding region: 1-2541 (846 amino acids)
Biological process (GO): DNA integration
Molecular function (GO): nucleic acid binding
Source: RefSeq, a predicted model, not a curated record
AUGGCCUCUCCCAUAUUAUUUGUCAAAAAGAAAAAUGGGAAACUACGCAUGUGUGUGGAUUACCGGCAUCUGAACAGUAUGACCAAGAAAAACGUCUAUCCCCUGCCCUUGCCACAGAAUCUCAUUGAGAAAUUACAAGGUGCCAAGAUCUUUAGCAAAUUCAAUCUUAAGGCAGGAUACAACCUAGUCCAAAUCAAAGAAGGCAAUGAAUGGAAAACCGCUUUCAAAACAAAAUACGGACUAUUUGAAUAUUUGGUCAUGCCCUUUGGACUAACAAAUGCACCGGCAGCCUUUCAAGACAUGAUGAAUGAGAUAUUCAGGGACCUUCUGGAUGUCUACGUUAUCAUAUAUUUGGACAAUAUUCUAGUAUUCUCUCUUAACAAAAAAGACCAUGAAGCCCAUGUGCAAGAAGUGCUUAAAAGGCUGCAGGAUAACAACCUUUUUUGUAAUAUAGAGAAAUGUCAUUUCCACGUCAAAAGGAUCAACUACCUAGGAUUCAUUAUAUUGGAAUUUGGCAUAGAAGUAGAUCAAUCCAAGGUCACAGAUGCAAUGAAUUGGUCAACGCCUAAGAAUGUCAAGAAUAUUCAGGAAUUCUUAGGGUUUGUAAAUUUCUAUAGACAAUUUAUUCCAAACUUUGGUAAUAUGGCACAACCUCUGUACAACCUGCUCAAAAAAGAUAGUAUUUGGAAAUGGGAACAGGCGGAACAACAAUCCUUUGAUGGCCUGAAGAAAUGUCUUACAUCAGCACCUCUACUUUUACAGCCCAACACUACAAAACAAUUCUACGUAGAAUGCAAUGCAUCCGAUUACGCAACAGGAGCCAUAUUAUCCCAGCGCAACCCUGAAGGAAAACUGGCCCCUGUAGCAUAUCUAUCAAAAUCCCUGUCACCGGCUGAAAAGAACUACAAUAUUUUUGACAAAGAGCUGUUAGCAGUCAUUAGGGCAUUCAAGGAAUGGCGUCAUCUAUUAGAGGGGUUGGAAUUACCAGUCCAGGUUCUCACGGAUCAUAAGAACCUGGAGCACUUCUCCACAUCACAAUCCUUGAAUAAACAACAAAUUCAAUGGGCCAACUUCCUGGUUGAUUAUAACUUCCAAAUUAUCUACAGACCUGGAGCGCAAAACAAGAAGGCGGAUAUUCUCUCAAGACAAUAUGAUUUAGAAAUUAAUGACCUGAUUGGUGAAGCAAUCUACAAGGAUGAACGCCUUAAGGAAAUCUUGUACAAACUUCAGAACAAGGAUAAAGUAGUCAACUGGGAGUUAAAAGAAGGAUUACUAUGGUAUCAAGGAAAAAUCUUUGUACCCAGAGAUGAUACUAUUAGGAACCUCAUCUUGGAGUCUAGACAUGACGCAUUAGCUGCAGGACACCCAGGACAAACCAGGACACUAGAACUUAUUUCCAGGAGUUAUUACUGGCCAUUGCUGAAAAAGUUUGUCAAUUCUUAUGUCAGCCACUGCAAAACCUGUAUCAGGUCCAAGCCAACAAAUCAAGUACCUGUAGGACUGCUAAAGCCAUUGCAAAUUCCUGAACGUCCCUGGGAAGAUAUAGCCUAUGACAUGAUUGUGGGACUACCAAUUUCAGAAGGCUUUGACGCCAUCCUUACUGUCAUUGACCGUUUCUCAAAAAUGGUUCACUUUAUUCCUACCCAAUCCACAGCAUCGGCUAUUGACAUUGCCAACUUAUUUAUUACAUACAUCUGGAAAUUACAUGGCCUUCCCAAGAGUACAGUUUCAGAUAGAGGCCCUACAUUUAAUGCCAAGUUUAUUUGUCACCUAUAUAAAAGGCUAGACAUCAAGCCUACAUAUUCUACAGCCUACCAUCCUCAAACAGAUGACUGGGUGUCACUAUUGCCAUUGGCCGAAUUUGCCUUGAACAAUUUGAAACAGACUUCCACAGGCAAAUCCCCUUUCCAAAUAUGUUACGGCUAUAAUCCAAGAUUUACAGUUGGUCAAAAGUCAGAUGAAUCAGUCCCUAACGCAGAAGAACAUGCGGAAUUCCUAGAAAAGGGCUAUGAUGAAGUCAAGGCAGCGUUAUCAAUAUCCCAAGAAAGGAUGAAACACUUCUAUGAUCAACGUCACAGGGAAGAAGAAGAAAUUCAAGUAGGGAACAAAGUUUGGCUAAAUCAUCAAAAUAUAUCCACCAAUAGACCAUCCAUCAAGCUUAGCCACAAAAAGCUAGGUCCCUACUUGGUAAUUGAAAAAAUUGGAUCACAUGCGUAUAAAUUACAACUACCCCAUACCAUGCGCAUACAUCCAGUCUUUCACAUUAAUCUUCUGACAAAAUUCCAUCCUGACCCUCAUGGACGCAAUCCUCCUCAACCUGCACCUAUCAUCACAGAAGAAGGUGAAGAGGAAUACAAAGUAGAGAAGAUCCUAGAUAGCAAGUGGAAAGGACGAGGAAAGACAAAGAAGUUAUGGUAUCUGGUCAAAUGGAAAGGUUAUGAUGAAGGAAGUAACUUGUGGGAGCCAAUAGACAAUGUGGGAAAUGCUCAAGAAGUCCUAGAGGAAUUUCACAAGGAACACCCCAACGCAGUUGGAGCUUAA